AUUUUAGUGUAUUAAACACAUCACUCCACCAUGGACGACCUCUUCAACCGUACGUUAGAACGCUUCGACGAAGACCGAUGGAGCAAUCGAACUACUUCCGUUUUGCCAACGAUCGGGACGUCCGGCGAGAUGCGUGCGGAGGACGGUGACUUCCCGGACGAAACCAGCAGAUUUUCCCGCCCAUUGCUCACGUUUGCCGCCAUUGCCACCAUAACGAUAAUGGUAACAGGAAUUUUUGGCAAUCUGUUAACGAUCGUAGCAUUGCUUCGAUGUCCUAAGGUGCGAAAUGUUGCAGCCGCUUUCAUUAUCAGCCUGUGCAUUGCGGACUGUCUGUUUUGCAUAAUCGUCCUGCCAUUCAACGCGAUACGCUUCAUCCAGGGCACGUGGAUGCACGGCGAAACACUCUGCACGCUGAUAACGUUUAUGCAAUACGGCAGUGUCGGUGUGUCGCUGCUUUGCAUCACAAUGAUCAGCAUAAACCGAUACAUCAUGAUCGCACACUAUAGCAUCUACCCGAAGGUGUACAAGACGUCUUGGAUUAUGGUGAUGAUCAUUGCCUGUUGGUUGUUUUCCUACGGCUUCCAGCUACCGACACUGUUCGGUGUUUGGGGUAAAUUUGGCUACAACCAUCAACUGGGCACCUGCUCUAUUCUGCCGGACGAUGAAGGACGCAGCAGCAAAACGGCCAUGUUCAUCAUUGCCUUUAUCAUUCCGUGCAUUAUUAUCGUGAUAUGCUACAGCCGCAUCUUUUGCGUCGUUCACAAAUCAGACAAACGAAUGAAAAACCAUUCCAAAUCCCAGUGCAACAUUCCAAACAAUCUGCGAUCGGCGGCCGAUCCGGCCUCACCACUCUCAGCCGGCAGUUCCGGCUCGGCCAACAAUAACUCUAUCAGCUACACGGCCAGUUCGUCCGCGGUAAAGGUGGCGGGUGCGGCACGCAGUGCCAACGAUGCGCGCGAUGCUAAGGCCCGACGGAACGAGUGGCGCAUCACGAAGAUGGUGCUGGCCAUUUUCCUGUCGUUCGUUAUGUGCUACCUGCCGAUAACGAUUUCCAAAAUUGUGGACAAAAAUGUUUCGGUACCGGUGCUGCACAUCAUUGGCUACAUUAUGCUGUACCUUUCCGCGUGUAUCAAUCCGAUCAUUUACGUGAUCAUGAACAAACAGUACCGGCAGGCGUACAAGACCGUAAUCUUCUGCAAGCCUUCACGUUUGCUCGGUUUCACGCACGGUGGUAGCAGUGUUGGAGAGAAAUGGAAAGACAUAGGGUACAGCUACAACCACAGUCGUACCAUGGUGUCCCAAGUUUCAAUAGCCGAACCCGAGUCGCCCCCAUCCAGCCGACUUCGCCAAGAUUCGCCGCACCCACAACAUUUAGUCGCCAUUCAAGAUAGUUAGUAGAUAAGAUAGUUGUGAGCACUCACAAACGCGUGGACUGAAAAGCAUUAUCUUCCUCCCAA
This is a messenger RNA of Anopheles maculipalpis, 1457 nucleotides long. RefSeq names its product G-protein coupled receptor moody-like. Gene Ontology annotation, cellular component: membrane. NCBI's taxonomy places the organism in Eukaryota, Metazoa, Arthropoda, Insecta, Diptera, Culicidae. The transcript has 10 exons. Gene Ontology annotation, molecular function: G protein-coupled receptor activity. The coding region runs from base 31 to 1395 and encodes 454 amino acids. The record is from RefSeq and is a predicted model, not a curated record. Gene Ontology annotation, biological process: G protein-coupled receptor signaling pathway.